AUGCGCAGACGUCUAUGGAGCGCUAUUGGUUUUCUCGACAUUCAAGCUUCGACAGACCGCGCAUCCGAACCCAUGAUGCAAGUCGACUGGCUACAAUCUCAUCCCCCUUCCAAUGUCAACGACCACGACAUCAGCUUUGAAAUGAAUAUCCCCGUACAAGAGUCCACCGGUUUCACAGACAUGACAUUUACCAUGAUCACCCUCAAAGCGCAGUGCAUCUCACGCAUUCUCAACUUUCCCAAUGCCGUUUCACCGAGCGUCGAGUCCAUCAACUCGCGCCACCAGUUAGUCCUAGACUUCCAGCAUACGGCAUCAACCCUCCUUCAAAAUGCCCAACCCAGCACAAUCGCCUUCCACUGGUUCGCCAGCAAAGUCGCCGAAUGCAUCAACGCGUCCAUGCAACUAGUCGUUCUGCGACCUCUCCAGCAGCACCCCAAGUACCUUCCUCCGCGAGUCCACGGUGACCGUCUCCUCAAACUCGCCAUCGAUGUUCUCUUGAGGAACCACGAAAUCCGCAAUAACCCUCGCACCCUCCCCUGGCGUUGGAUCGAAUACACCUUCGUCCCGUGGCAUGCGCUCGCCGUAGCUGCUUCCGAACUCUGUGUCUGCGAAGACCCCGUCCUGAUGGCCAGAUGCUGGGCCCCUGUCGAGCAAGCAUAUGCGCAACUGGGUUAUCUAAUUGCGGAUACAUCUAAUGGUCGAUUCUGGAAACCCAUGGAAAACAUCAUGGCUCUGGCACGAAUGAGAAAAGAGCAACUACUGCGGCCGCAGCCUUCAAUCCAAGAUCAUGCAAACAACACGGCUAUCCCUCCCCUCGAUACGAUCGGCCUAGGCCCCUGGCCCAGCGUCUGGGACGCCGUUGACUGGACCAACCCGCUCGGAGCAAAUGAGAUGUCGUGGUUGAAUUACGAGAAUUUUUUGGGGGAUUUGCGUGGAAUCGCUGACUAG
Molecule: messenger RNA, 948 nt
Organism: Aspergillus melleus
Lineage: Eukaryota; Fungi; Ascomycota; Eurotiomycetes; Eurotiales; Aspergillaceae
Product: fungal specific transcription factor domain-containing protein
Exons: 1
Coding region: 1-948 (315 amino acids)
Source: RefSeq, a predicted model, not a curated record